AUGAACCGUUAAACUGACGAAGGGAAGGAUGUACCUGCUGAUGAUGAUGAUGUUGAUCCUGCUGAUGCUGAUGGUGAUGCUGACACUGAUGCUGCCUGACAGAUCAUCUUAGACCAUGGCUGACGGAUACCUGCCUGAGAGCCACAUCUGAGCCGCCCCCAUGGCCGUGCUGUGGCUGCGGGCCAUAACACCGCGAGGCCGCCGGGUGUACCUGGCAGCGGCGACGGCCCUGUGCUUGGCCUCGGCGACCCUGCUCAUCCUGCGGUCCUGGGGCGCCCGCCUGCCCCUGCGCACCCUUGAUCUGACGGAGGAGGGGUACCAGUCCUCCUCGCAGUACCUGGAGGCCAGUUACCUGCGCUACUCUAAGCAGGAGUGGGAGCAGCGCAUCAACAGGGAGAGUGCCAAGAGGAUCACCUGGUUUGUGCAGGUGUCAGACCUUCACCUCCACACUGGCGCUGCAGAGGAGGUGCAGCACUUCCAGGAGUUUGUGGAUGAUGCCAUCACCUUGCUCAAGCCCUCGGCCGUGGUGGUGACAGGUGACCUCACCAACAGCAAGUCCUUCGGGGUCAAGCUGGCCCAGCUUCCGCAGGAGUGGAGUCUAUACAAGCGCUCGGUGAGAGACAGGUUGGUGCUGCACAACACAACACAGUGGCUUGACCUCCCCGGGAACCACGAUAACUUUGACGAGGUUCAGCACGCUCACUUCAGGGCCUAUGCAGUACAGACGGGUCUUGGGAUCCCUGGGCGGAGGCUGGGCACGGUGGUUCCUGGCAGCGAGGGGCGGAACAUCACCCUGCUGCCUGUUGAUGCCUCCCUCAUGCCCGGCCUCAGGGCUUUCAACUUCCUCGGCUACCUCCCGGAAGAGGAAUACUUGAGGCUCCAGGAGGCUGCCAUCAAGGCGCGAGCCAAGGGCGACGUGGUGGUGUUCUAUGGCCACUACCCGAGCAACACCAUCAUCUCCCCCAGGGAUGUGAUGAAGCUGCUGUCCCUGGGGGUGGUGUACAUCUGUGGCCACCUACACACUGGCUAUGGCUUGCUGGACCCCCUGUGGGCUAGACACCCCACGGGCCUGCUGGAGGUGGAGCUGGCAGACUGGUCCCAUAACCACAGGUACCGCAUCCUCUCGGUGGACAAUGGGUUGGUGAACUGGGUGGAUGUGGCGCACCCCUCGUGGCCGGUGGUGAUGGUGGCCCGUGUCCAGCGCUACACCAAGGGCCAGGGAGCCUUCAGAUACAUGCUGAGGCUCCUAGUCUUCAGCAACGAGGAGGUGCUGGCGGUGUCCGUGAGGGUGGACGACAACCUGGGCCACUGGAUCACCUGUGAGCACCGCUACGGCCCGCUCUACACCGCCACCGUGGACCUGCAGCUCGAGGCGUGGGACCCUCAGAUCUCCGAGAAGGACUUUGUCAAAACCCUGCAGGUGUUGGUUGGUAAUGCAUCGGGUAGCAAGUCUCUCCUGAGGGUUGGGAUGGAUGGUGCCGGGUUUGAGCGGCCCCUUCCUUCCCUUCUGGCAGCCUCCGUCCUCUCCAUCAACUUUCAUGAUAUGUUCCUGUUGCUGUAUGUGCUUGGCAUUGGUUCCUGCUGCCUGUUGCUCCUCUCCUGCUGUGUCCUCCUGGUGCUGGUGAGGAGGCAAGCGCGAUGUGUACAGAUGCUGCCCAAGAGGUUCAUCGCUGUGGCCGCCAGCCUCAGCCACAAGCAGACUGUGUUCUUCCUUCUCCUGGUCUUCCUCCUGUACCCUGCAGUAGGUCCGUGGUACAUCGGGCCGCUGGCAAGGGACGUGUUUGGAGCAGUCUUCAUGUGGGGGAUAUUCGUGGAGUCGUCAACGCUUCCCGGUCAACUCACGUACCCUGACGCUUACUUCCUGUGGAUCACGCUUCAACUUCCAGUCUUUGGCAUCAUCUUCCUGAAGAAACUAUUGAGUUACGAGUCCACCCGUCACUGGUGCGGGCGGUGGCUGGCGGGCGGGAUGGUCUUUACCGUGGCCCUACAGGUCCCGGCGGUAUUGGCGUGGCUCAUCCUGGACUCCAUCCUACUUAACGGCCCACUGAGACUCCUCCUCACACUCCUCGCCCUUGUGCUCUGGAGGCUGUGAGGAGUGAGGUGAAGGGAGGGAUAUGUGUCAAAGAGAGAGAGGGAGAGGGAUGAGGAAAAGGCUGUGAGGAGGAAAGUAAAAGAGGAAGUCUGAAAAAUUGUGACAGAAGAGAUUUUGAGAUGAAAGAAAAGAUUGUGAAUUGAUGAAACGAAAUUGAAGAUGAUGAAGAAGCAGUUUGUGAUGAUAAGAGCAACAAGAAAGAGAGAGAAUAAUGGAAAUACAAGAAAUAAGAAGAUAUUUGGAAAAGGCAUAAAGUGAGAAGGGAGGAAGUUCAUGAAUAGGAAAAAUAUAGAAAAUGUGCAAUAAUGAAGAAAAUGAGAACACAAGAAGAAGAAUAAAAGAAUAAGAUGCAUAAAAGAAAAAAAGAUGAAGAAGGGAAGAGAAGAAAGAUGCAAGAAAGAAAGGAGAAGGAGUAAAAGGUUGAAAAAUAU
Molecule: messenger RNA, 2523 nt
Organism: Eriocheir sinensis (Chinese mitten crab)
Lineage: Eukaryota; Metazoa; Arthropoda; Malacostraca; Decapoda; Varunidae
Product: transmembrane protein 62-like
Exons: 14
Coding region: 161-2092 (643 amino acids)
Molecular function (GO): hydrolase activity
Source: RefSeq, a predicted model, not a curated record